ACCUCGCUAAUGCUGGCGUAUAGAUGGCCAAAGCGCGGUGAUUGAAGGGUGGUUUUGUACUAUUUUUGAAUAAUUGCACCGAUCAGUCUUCUUGUGCCCUUCGACAAGGCAACAAGAAGAACACACUUCUUCCGCGAGUGGCCCGAUCCACAGGACGAUGCGUCCGUUUGUUCUAUUAAUUUUCGGUAUUUUUGCCGCCACUUCCGGGCCAGCGGCAGCUGCUGGAAGGAGCACAGUCACGAACGAAGACAUCCGUGAUGCCAUCCUUCAAGUGGUUAAUGUUGUGCGGGCUACGGAGGACAAAUUGGAAAGGCAUGAGUACCGGGAACGGGUGCUCGGGGAACAAUUGAAAAAAGGGUUGAUCUCAAUUGAUAAAAGAAUCAAGCUUUUGGAGCCCUUUAAAGGGACGAUUAAUAGAUUAGAUCAGAGACUGGCGGCUGUCGAGACGAUUUUGAUGAAGGAUGAUCGGGAGAGGAUUCAGCUGCAGAAGACCUUCGACACUGUGGAGGACAUUCAAAAGAAUCUACCCAUCAUUGUGGAGAAGCUAAAGAGCGAUAUCAUCGACAAGUUGACCAACUUACAAACCAAAUCGGACCCCCUGGGCACCAUCACCAAAGCCGACCUAGACAAGCUCCAAAAAGACCUCGGCAGAAAAAUCGACGAAGUCACCGAAACCAUCAAAUCGAUGGAAAAAGACUUGAACAAAAUGAAAGAAGAAAACAAAAAUACGCGAGACCUGAACACCAAAUCAUCGGAAAACCUCGAAAAAGUCAAACGCCAGUUAAACUCAAGCGAGCAACUUCUGGAAAAAUACGAGAACAAACUGGCGGAGUACAACAACCGGAUCCCUGCCGUUCCGGGCAACUUCAAGGACCAGAGCGACUGGCAUUCGAAUUUCCUCCAAGCCCUCGAGGUGCAGAAAUCAUCAGUUGAGCAGAUUCUCUCCAAACUCGACCAUUUGCCCAAACUGACCGACCUGGAAACCCUCCAGAACACCACCCUCAAGGACGGACAAACCCUCCGUGACGACAUCGCCACCAACCACCAGGAUAUCGCCAAGUCCAUGGACACCAUCACCGGAAACAUGGACAAACUCUCGCAGAAGUUCGCCUCCAGCUCGCAGAAUCUUCGCUCGGAAAUCGAGAAUUUGGGGAAGGUGGAGGCGGUGAUGAUGCAGACGGCUGACAGUGUUUUGGACACGAAACGAAGGGUGGAGUAUGGGGUUCACCAGAUCAUUGCAGAGAUGCAACAGCUGAUCAAAGCGAGUUCGAAGGAUGUGAACGAUGCGAUUAGUGAGAGGUUUGACACGUUUGAAAUGUCCGUUUUGGACGAGGAAACGGGCGCUUUGGCCAAUCUGACGGCGAAAAUCGGGCAUGAGAUUGACCAAGUGUGGAGGCAGAUUGGGAUCAUGCACCAGCAGAUGAGUGCGAGCACGGACACCCUCAACAGGCUGCAGAACCAGACGGAUCAGUAUGUGAACGGAUCGCUCAAUGUCAUGGACAACAUGAAGGGAAAAGUGGGUACAAUCACAAGCCGCAUCACCGAAGUCGAUGAGAACCUGAACUUCCUUCUCGGUAAAUUAUCCUUAGUAUCUCAAGAAUUCAACCAGAUCAAGACAGGCCUUGGCAAGGCUCUUGACGAGAUGCGAGCCACGUACAAGACAGUGAGAGAGAAGGUGAACGAAGGUCCAGGUCCUCAUAAAAUCGACGAACCUGAUACAAAUUGAUUAACACUUGUGUUACGUCGUUUAGGCUUAGUUUUGUGUGUAACAGCUACUAAUAAAAAUUGGAGUAAUUUUUUGGUAAA
Molecule: messenger RNA, 1806 nt
Organism: Tribolium castaneum (red flour beetle)
Lineage: Eukaryota; Metazoa; Arthropoda; Insecta; Coleoptera; Tenebrionidae
Exons: 6
Coding region: 158-1726 (522 amino acids)
Cellular component (GO): plasma membrane
Source: RefSeq, a predicted model, not a curated record